Molecule: messenger RNA, 2708 nt
Organism: Mercenaria mercenaria
Lineage: Eukaryota; Metazoa; Mollusca; Bivalvia; Venerida; Veneridae
Product: cadherin EGF LAG seven-pass G-type receptor 1-like
Exons: 5
Coding region: 146-877 (243 amino acids)
Biological process (GO): homophilic cell-cell adhesion
Cellular component (GO): membrane
Molecular function (GO): calcium ion binding
Source: RefSeq, a predicted model, not a curated record
GAACAUGGCAACAACAAUGUUGUCUCCAAUGUUUAGCCUGGCCAUGGUAACAGCCGGGGUAGGUACUAUAAAAAAAGCUCGGAAAUUGAAGAAGCGGCAUAACGAUUUUUUUCUCAAAGGGUAGAACAACACUUUUUUUAUCAUUAUGCAAUUAAUUUCAAGGAUUCUGGUAAACUUUCUACCAGUUCUUGCGCUGCUGUAUACUGCAGAUGCUGCUGACAUUGCUUGGACAACUCCAUCAGGAGGGACUGGGUCAGCAAGUGUAGCCGAAAACAAUGGAGCAGGAGAUGCAGUGGAAACAGUGGUUGCUACUCCUUCAACUGGACAAACUAUUGGAGAUUACACGCUGGUGACUACAGGUUCUCCUUUCAGCUUGUCAACAGGUGGCGCGCUGACGGUUACAACUGCUAAUUCACUCGACCACGAAGCGACUCCUACCUACACAAUAUUAAUUAAGGUUGUAGAUGGUGCACAGUCAUCGACCGCGACUCUUACAGUAUCAGUAACGGACGCCAAUGAUGAUCCAACGUGGAGCGCUACCUCCUACGACGCAUGCGCAACAGACGGAUCUACUGCAGGCACUUCAGUGUACACAGUAAGCGCUUCAGAUGAGGACACUGGAGACUCACUUUCUUACUCUAUUACCGGCGGUAAUACAGACAGCGACUUCACUAUUGCUGGAUCUGAAAUUCGUGUGGCAAACACACUUGACAAGGCAACAACAUCAAGCUAUCCUCUGCAAGUCGAAGUUGAUGAUGGCACCGCCACUGCAACUACAACCGUCUCUGUAACAGUUUCUUCGAGCUGUAACAGCGCAACAGCUGUCAUUGUCAGUCUCUUGACCAUCCUGACAGCUCUUGUUAUCUCUCUGAAUUAAAUUGUCCCGAAAGUUUCGAAAUCAACCAAAAUCACACUUAAAAGAAUGAUAUGUGCGUCAGUUACAAUCUUAACUUCCACUCGAAUUACUUAACUUCUUUCAGAAAAACGGCCAUCUUUGGACAUGUCAUCUUCGGACAUCUUUGUGUUCAAAAAAUGUUUGAUGCUUUCCACAUCCCUAAAUUAAGCACAUAAAGUAUAAAGUUUACGGACCACACUUCAAUAAAAUGUGAAACGCUGCUUUUUGGAUGGCAAGAUUUAUUAAUCAACUUAGAAAGAGAUUCUGCAUAAACCAUGCCCGUAAGAAAGUAAUUCGUGUAAAAAUUUAUGUUCUGUUUAUAUAUCAGUACUCUAGGUGAGAUGGCCUUUAAAGUUUGGAAAUAUUACCUUCAUUGCAUUACAAGGCAAAUAUAACCCUUAUUGCAUCGCAAAGCAUAUAUUACCCUCAGUGAGUUAUAAGGCAAAAUAUAUUACCUUCAUUGCAUUACAAGGCAAAUGUAACUCUCAUUGCAUUAAAAGGCAGAUAUAACCCUCAUUGUAUUACAAGGCAAAUAUCACCCUCAGUGCAUUACAAGGCAAAUAUUACCCUCAGUGCAUUACAGAGCAAAUAUAACUCUCAUUGCAUUAAAAGGCAGAUAUUACCCUCAUUGCAUUACAAGGCAAAUAUCUCUCAUUGCAUUACAAAGCAAAUAUUACCCUUAGUGAGUUACAAGGCAAAAUAUAUUACCUUAAUUGCAUAACAUUCGUAUAGUCGAGCUAAAAAUUAACAAAUUUUGGCUCUUUCAGGAGUCAGUCAGGGGCCGUUACUUCGGAACCUAUAAUUGGAUCAGACAGAUUCAUUCUUUUGCAACACGUAUAGAGCGCAUGCGCAUUAAAACCAAAACAUCCACUAAAGCACCAGGGAAGCCAACAGCAUUGUAAAAGGGUCUAUUAUCGAAAAAAAACCCUUGGCAAUCUGUAAAUUCUUCAACUGUGCCAUGACUAAGGCGGACGUUCAAUACCGAGUAUAUCCGAAUAAAACUAAACCGAACAUGAAGCUUCACGCACGCUAUUGUACUAUUUCAUUGACCUGUCAAAACAUGUUUCUGGCUUUCAUGUUAAUCUUAUUAAGGCGUGAACAAAAUAUAAUGAAAUAUUUUGACAGGUCAAAUAAAUUGUACAUUAGUCACGUUUCAUAUAGCAGACGACACUUACCACAUUGAUAUCCUUGAUUUCCAUGCAAAGAUAAUGCAUCUUUUUACACUAAAGACAGGUCAACAAGGAUUAUUUCAAAAUUAUAAUAUAAAAAGUAAUAUCCAUCUUGCUUCAGCGUAUUUGCAGCAAGGGUUAUAAUUUGAACUGUGCAAUGAAUCAAUGUCCAGACGAGAAGGCCUACUCCCUUUAGUACCAUGUGUGAGUUGUUGUUGUUGUUUUUUCUCCUUUUUUUUUUCACUUUUUUAGUUAAAGGAAUGAUUUCUAUGAUGAGAUACUACUGUAUCGAUGUGUGAGUCAUUUCUGAGUUAUUUAGUGUUAUUUAUUUUGUAUAUUUAUAUUAAGUUGCAUAUGUAAAUAACUUGCUGAAACCAAUAAAAUCAAUUUCUUAUUUCAGCAAAAUACACAGUUAAUAUGUUGCUUAAAGACGACACUUGCAACUCAACUUUUAAAAAGAAAAUAUAUUUUUUGGAACUAAACAGUCAGUCAUUCUAUUUCUUGAGACUAAAGUCAGGUGUACAUAAAUUUGCUAAAAUUUUGAUUUCAGAUGCAAUGAUUAACCAGAGAUUUUUUUUUUUAUUUUGCACUUCAUAUUGUAUAAGUGUCUCUGUGAAGAAAUAAAACAAUAUACUAUAAACAAU